AGCAUGCUUGAUGCCAUAUAGCAAGGCGAAAGCAACAUUAGCAAGCACACAUAUACAUUUGCAGAUAGGUAUAGCUAAGCUCUAGCCAGAUAAAAAGAAGAUUAUGGUCAAGAGAUCCUGAAUUAAUGGGUAGCUGUAAUAGUUGGAAGCCAACGUUGACAAUGGUUGGGGUGGUGGUGGUGUUCGCGGUGAUGAACACCCUCACCAAGAUGGCCUUCAACGAGGGGAUGCGCUCCACCGUCCUCAUCACGCUCCGUCAGCUCAUCGCCACUCUCUUCCUCGCCCCAAUCGCCUACUUCCGGGAGAGGAAGACAAGACCAAAGCUUACGGCUGAAAUCUUGGUGUGUCUCUUCUUCAGUGCAGUGCUCGGAGCGUCCCUUACCCAAUGGCUCUUCUUCUUGGGGCUGCAGUACACCACAGCAACAUUCGCUUGCGCCUUCAUCAACAUGACUCCCAUCUUCACUUUCAUUGUAGCACUGCCUUAUGGGCUGGAGAAAGUGGACCUGAAGACAGGAGCUGGCAUAGCAAAAGUGGGAGGCACAGUGUUAGGAUUCAGCGGAGCGAUGAUCCUCGCUCUCUACCAGGGUCCAUCGCUCACCAAGCUAGGACCUGCUGCUGCUCGAUCAUCAUCGUCAUCAUCUUCUUCUUCUGCAACGGCGGCAGUCGUCGGUCAUGGCAGCGGCGGCGGCGCGCACAGGUGGGCGAUCGGGUCGGUGGCGCUGCUGGGCGGUUCAGCUUGCUGGUCCCUGUGGUUCAUCCUGCAGUCGAGGAUCGCCAAGAAGUACCCGGCGCUCUACUCGGGCACUGCCCUGAUGUUCCUGCUCAGCUUCCUUCAGAUGGCUGCAGUCGCGUUGGCCGUCGACAGAAUUAGCUUAUCCCCAUGGAUCUUAACAACGAAGCUUCAGAUCAUCACCGUGCUCUUUGUGGGGAUAGUUGGAUCAGGAAUAGCGUUCUUGGCGAUGUCAUGGUGCGUGGAGCAGAGAGGGCCUGUGUUCACGACGGCGUUCACGCCCCUCAUCCAGAUCAUCGCAGCUGCUAUCAACGUCAUCGUUCUCCAUGAGCAACUCCAUCUUGGAAUUGUGAUAGGAUCUGCUCUGGUAAUCAUUGGGCUGUAUUUCGUACUGUGGGGAAAGAAUAAGGAGGCCUCGUCGUCGUCUUCUCCAGCAAAGGAGGCUGUGCCUGCGCUGCGGCAACAAUACGGCGGCCAUGAUCAAGAAACGACUAAUGAUGUACAAAUGCAAACUGUCUAGUACUACUACGUACUGAAACAAUAAUUAGUAGUAGUAGCUAAUUAGCAUGCACACCGCGCACUUGAUGAUCGUGGAUAAAGAAAAAU
This is a messenger RNA of Oryza sativa Japonica Group (Japanese rice), 1336 nucleotides long. Its product is annotated as WAT1-related protein At4g01440. Gene Ontology annotation, cellular component: plasma membrane. The record is from RefSeq and is a predicted model, not a curated record. NCBI's taxonomy places the organism in Eukaryota, Viridiplantae, Streptophyta, Magnoliopsida, Poales, Poaceae. Gene Ontology annotation, molecular function: transmembrane transporter activity.